CUCAGGCCAAGCUGAGAGCGUCUGCUUCAGUUAUUCUGGAAAGAGACACAGUUGAGCUGAGCUGUGAGAAUACUGAAGAUCUGAAGAUGGAGAAGUGUUACUUCUAUAUAAAUGGAAGAGAAAGUAACUCAAAAGUGAGCUCAUCAUGUCAGCUCUCACUCACUGGAUCUCAGAUCAGUGUUUGGUCUGGAGGUCAGAGUUCAUCUGUGAGAAUAAGCUGCUUCUACACUGUGACGAAGAAACAAGUUCAAAUACCAUCUGCUCACUCUGAUCCAGUGACGGUUACAGUCCAGAUUUCAACACCAACCACCACUGAACAUAUGACUACAUCAAGACCCAUGACAACUUAUCUUCCUCAGGCCAAGUUGAGAGCGUCUGCGUCAGUUAUUCUGGAAACCGACUCAGUUGAGCUGAGCUGUGAGAAUACUGAAGAUCUGAAGAUGGAGAAGUGUUACUUCAACAUAAAUGGAAGAGAAAGUAACUUAAAAGUGAGCUCAUCAUGUCAGCUCUCACUCACUGGAUCUCAGAUCAGUGUUUGGUCUGAAGGUCAGAGUUCAUCUGUGAGAAUAAGCUGCUUCUACACUGUGAUGAAGAAACAAGUUCAAAAACCAUCUGCUCACUCUGAUCCAGUGACAGUAACUGUCCAGAUCUCAAUGGUGACCUCUACUGAUAAAACUGCCACAAAAACAACUGUUCGUCACACUGUUCACACUCACUCUGAAGGCUCAUGGCUUUCAGUAGUGCUGGUUUUCACUGUUAUUGGUUUAUUUCUGUCUGGACUCAUAGGAUUCAUCUUUCUGUGCCGCUUCACCAGUUCUGCUGAUGUUCUCACAGAGGUGUAUUACACCUCCUGCCAGAUAGAAACAACAUCUCUUUUAACCUCUUCUGACUGCCCCUCAAAACAUGGAUGACCUGUUUGCUUUCUUUUCCUUUCGCUAAAGUAUUAAAUCUUUAGUCUACAUGUAUACAUUUUCUUUAAACUAUUGUAACACACAUUGCUUUUAACAUAUGAUGCGAUAAAUUCUAACAACAAAGUUGACAGCUGUACUGCAACAAUUUCAGAAAAUGAUCAUAAGUGUCCUACUGGAUUUGUCUGUCUGUUUUUUUUUUUUUUUACUUUCAGAUCAAUAACCAUCUGAACUGCUUACUUUUAUCUGCAUGCUUUUAUGCAGUAGCUUACAUAAGAUUAUCUGAUUAUAUUUUUGCAUUAAGGAGCAGAAGUGUACCUAUAAGGGGACCACUGUGUCCAGCUGUGUGUAUGAAAUCAUGAACCUGUUCACUAUGGUAUGCA
This is a messenger RNA of Carassius auratus (goldfish), 1291 nucleotides long. RefSeq lists its product as uncharacterized. The transcript is spliced from 7 exons. The coding region runs from base 87 to 911 and encodes 274 amino acids. The record is from RefSeq and is a predicted model, not a curated record. NCBI's taxonomy places the organism in Eukaryota, Metazoa, Chordata, Actinopteri, Cypriniformes, Cyprinidae.